GCCCCCUUCACUUCCUACACCAACCUUAAUACUUGUCAUUCCUCUUCUUCGAUAUUAUGGAAGCCACUAAAAUGAUCCUGCCGGAAAACUCUGACAACAUAACCACUGUCCGCCGCCUUUACCAGGUCAUAUCAACCGGGGUUGGAGAAAUAUCCGGCCUCAUAGCUGAAGACCUGGAAUGGUGGUUCCACGGCCCACAAAACUGUCACCACAUGAUGAAAAUGCUGACGGCCGGAAACUCGCCGACGUCGGAUUUCAAGUUUAAACCCCGGAGUAUGGACACCAUUGAUGAUCGGAUUAUAGUGGAAGGUUGGGAAGGGGCUGAGGUGUACUGGGUGCACGUGUGGACCCUGAAAGAUGGGGUGAUCACUCAGUUUAGAGAAUACUUCAACACUUGGCUGACAGUAAGAGAUUUGAGGCCCCUCACCACUCUUUGGCAGAGCCACCCUCGGGACCUCGCCAAACGCUCCUUCCCAGGGCUCAUGCUCGCCAUCUGAUCAUGCAUGCAUCCGUCCAUCCCCUGCUACCUAUUACUAUAUAUCACCAAUAUCAAUCAUGUUCAAUCAUCGUGGUGUCAAAAAUAAUUUCUUAAUGUACUCCACAUCCCAUGUAAUUAAUUAAGGAAAAGAUUAAGGUUUAAGAAAAUGUCAAUUUUCGCCUGUUUAUUGUCUGAGAAGUACUCCUAAUUAAAUAAAA
Sesamum indicum (sesame) is the source of this 696-nucleotide messenger RNA. Its product is annotated as wound-induced protein 1-like. NCBI's taxonomy places the organism in Eukaryota, Viridiplantae, Streptophyta, Magnoliopsida, Lamiales, Pedaliaceae. The record is from RefSeq and is a predicted model, not a curated record.